Molecule: messenger RNA, 1134 nt
Organism: Scomber japonicus (chub mackerel)
Lineage: Eukaryota; Metazoa; Chordata; Actinopteri; Scombriformes; Scombridae
Gene: shisa9b
Product: shisa family member 9b
Exons: 4
Coding region: 1-1134 (377 amino acids)
Biological process (GO): regulation of AMPA receptor activity; regulation of short-term neuronal synaptic plasticity
Cellular component (GO): dendritic spine membrane; postsynaptic membrane; AMPA glutamate receptor complex
Source: RefSeq, a predicted model, not a curated record
AUGCGAGGCACUGAGCUGUUGCUUGGUUACUUUCUAGUGAAAGUUAUGGUGUGCGAUGCAGAAGGCGAGCCAGGCGAGCACCUCGACGACUUGACAGUGACAAUGUUCAACGAGUCAAAGGAAGCGGAGAGCAGCGUCACGGAGAACCCGCACACGGAGGACAGGUGCCGCGGGUACUACGAUGUGAUGGGUCAGUGGGACCCGCCUUUUGUGUGCAGGACGGGCAGCUACCUGUACUGCUGCGGCACCUGUGGCUUCAGGUUCUGUUGCGCUUUUAAAAGCUCCCGGCUGGACCAGACCAACUGUAAGAACUACGACACUCCGCCGUGGAUGAUGACAGGCAGACCGCCUAAAGUGGACGUGGCACAGGACGCCGCGAAGGAUAAAACCAACCUCAUUGUGUAUGUGAUAUGCGGGGUCGUGGCCAUAAUGGCACUGAUAGGGAUUUUCACCAAGCUUGGUUUGGAAAAGACGCACCGUCCGCACAGAGAAAACAUGUCGAGGGCUCUUGCACACGUGAUCCGCCAUCCUGCCUCAGAGCAUUCGGAUGACAUUGGACUCGGCCAGCACUAUGAGAACAUACAAACCAGAAUCACAGUCAACAGUCUCCACAGCACCCAGAUGAACAACGCAGCUCAAUCAUCAACUCUGAUAACUCAGCCGUACCCGGCUCUGGGACAGAUCACCAGCCCCUACGAGCCACAGAAGCCUGUCAAGGAUCUCAACAAGUACGCCACCCUCAAGGCUGUGGCAGAGAAAGCUAAUGACAGCUUCUACAGCAGCCGACGCCAAGUGAUUGAGAUGACAACUAAGGGAAGCCUUCCAAUGGAACCUGUGGAUAUGGAGCCAGAGCCGAGUAAUCCUUAUAGUCCGCCCAGACAGAUGUCUGCAAAGCAGAAUGGACACAAGUACAAAAGCUCCAAGAGCCACAGCUUUGGGGCUCUGUCCUACGGCUCAAAUACUGCUGCCAGCCCAGGGGUGCUAAAAUCCUGGGGGAGCAAGGACACACUGGGGCUGCGACAGAGCUAUGGCCCAAAGAAACUCUGCAUCAUAGAGAAGGAGCUACACACCACUCGCUACAUCCCUCAGCAGCCAUACUUCGUCACCAACAGCAAGACAGAAGUGACAGUAUGA